This is a messenger RNA of Esox lucius (northern pike), 7216 nucleotides long. It is a transcript of the gene frmpd3, whose product is annotated as FERM and PDZ domain containing 3. Bases 624 to 5921 code for a protein of 1765 amino acids. Gene Ontology annotation, molecular function: protein binding. The transcript has 17 exons. Gene Ontology annotation, biological process: signal transduction. Gene Ontology annotation, cellular component: cytoskeleton. NCBI's taxonomy places the organism in Eukaryota, Metazoa, Chordata, Actinopteri, Esociformes, Esocidae. The record is from RefSeq and is a predicted model, not a curated record.
CCGGUCUUGGUGAGAGACAGGCAGUGCAGAGCGGAGCCCGCACACAGGGAGAACGCGGGAGAGGAAACUCCCCCAAUGAGCUACCAAGAAGAGAGCCUCACUCUCAACCGUCCCAGCCUCCACUCCCCAUCGGCUGCAGCCCCGAGAUCCGUGCGUGUUUCCUGGCGUUAAAGCACCUCUCUUCCCCCGACACUCACAGCUGUGUGCCUCUGUCUGCUGCUGCCGAGAGGCUGCUUGAAAUGACCCAUGAGAAAAGCAGAGACGUGGGGCGCUGCUAGCUGGCCAGAUUACUGGGAGGACCCCCUGAAUUCCCCAGCAUUGCUGCCUGAACUUGAACCAGAGACUACUUUGAUCCAAUCUGUUUGUCAUCGCGAGCCCAAAUAGGAGGGCAUGGUUGUUUAGACGAGACAGAGUUCUAAAGCCAGCAGCAGGAUCGAGACAGAGACCCUCACAGAGAGACGUUCCCCACACCACCAGUUGAGAAGUGUGUGUGUGAGAUCUCUACCUUGAGAACCCUACUGUACUUCACAUCGUCUGACUGAGAGAAAACCGUGAAUGAUUGCGAAUCAGAGCAAGCCCUUUGCUGUGAGACCCCGCCCCAUGCUCCUCCCUCCUCUCAGGGGAUGGCCAAGGUCCAGGAUGGACACUCAAAUGCAUGCGACAGCCCUGCGAUGUUAGAGGAGAGUCAGGACAGUGGUAGACUCACUCCUGGCUCAGCUUCAGCUCGAGAGGUCUGCAUUCAGCGUCAUCCCAGCCAAGGCUUCGGCUUCGUAGCGGGCAGCCAGAGACCUGUCAUCGUACGCUCCGUCUCAGAGGACGGCCCAUCCAUCGGCAAACUUCUUCCUGGAGACCAGAUCCUGGCCAUUAAUGACGAAGUGGUGAGCGAGUCGCCCCGCGAGAGAGUCAUAGACCUUGUAAGAAGCUGCAAGGACUCCAUAGUUCUUACUGUGCUGCAGCCUCAUCAGUCGCCGAAGUCAGCCUUUAUUAGUGCAGCCAAGAAGGCCCAUCUGAGAACCAACCCACCCAAAGUGCGUUUUUCAGAGCAAGUGUCCUUCAGUGACCCAGACUCGACAAUGCUAAAGGACGAUUCUUUGCUACUUAUACCAAAUGUGCUGAAGGUGUUCCUGGAGAAUGGACAGAUCAAGUCCUUUACCUUUGACAGCCGCACCACUGUUAGGGACGUCAUCUCGUCCCUUCAGGACCGCCUGUCCCUGCGCUACAUCGAGCACUUUGCCCUGGUGCUGGAGUCAGGUGGGCUGGACCAAAACCAGCGGCUUCACCUGCUGCAGGAGAACCAGCCGCUGUCACAUGUGGUGCACAGGACGUAUUUCCAGGGGAUGAAGUGUCUCUUCCGCAUCUGUUUCUUCCCCAAGGAUGCGGCAGACCUUCUGAGGAGGGACCCUGCAGCGUUCGAGUACUUAUACAUACAGAGUCGCAAUGAUGUCAUCAAGGAGCGCUUCGGCAUGGACUGGAAGUCUGAUGUCACACUGCGACUAGCAGCACUCCAUAUCUACAUCACUGUGUCCUCAGCCAGACCCAAUCAGAAGAUCUCCCUGAAGAAUGUAGAGAAGGAGUGGGGUCUGGAACCCUUCCUGCCCCUCACUCUGCUGCCUACCAUCAAGGAGAAGAACGUGUGUAAAACCCUUUCACAGCUGCUCAAGACCUAUCAGCAGCCACCACCCUCCGGCAACAAGGUCCCUCCCCUCCAGGGAAAGCUACAGUACAUGCGAGUGCUCAAUGAUCUUCCGCCAUUCGGAGGCUUGCUGUUCCACACAGUCGGACUGGAUGAGAAGCAGUCGGCCACGACUCUGCUGGUGGGUCCGCGACAUGGCAUCAGUCAUGUGAUUGACUUGAAGAACAACCUGACCACAGUUCUGACAGAAUUCAGCAGGGUUGCUAAGAUACAGCUUUUCCGGGAGAACCAGGGCGUGGCCCGAGUAGAGGUGGCCAUACACGAGGCAAAGCCUCUUGUCCUGUUAAUGGAGUGGCCUGAUGCCAGUAACUUCGCCUGUCUAAUCUCUGGCUACUACAAGCUUUUUGUGGACCCCAAAAGGACCAUCUACUAUAGAACACCUGGUCAGUCUCAUAUGAUCAAGGCAGAUUACAGAAGUUCUCACCACGCCCACCCGCGCUCUGGUGCCACAGCGGCAUCCAGUGGGGAUCGCCGAGGAGAAGAGAGGGAAAGACCCCAGACGAGAGACCCAGCGUCCCACUCCCAGAAGACAACGGCCCCGCUGGCUGCAGAGUCCAAACACCUGGGUCUAUGCCACGUUCAUCUCCGAGAGCAACAACAGCUGCAGGAGCUCCAAACGCAGGCGGAAGGUGAACUCGAUAUCAACGAGAACUUAAUUUCCCAAGAAGCACCAGGGCGGCCCCGUACCAAGUCUGACCCAACGCUGCAGAGCACAGAGGCGAUUGCUGGAAGGCCAGAGAGCCCUGUUCAGGAGAGCUCCGUUGCCUUUAGGAACAGAGCCCAAACCAUGGGGCAGUCCCAGCAGACUGCACGGUUCUUUUGUGACUCUUGCAAGGCCAGGUUGCAGGCAGAUGGUGUGGAUGUAGCCGUGAAUGGCGGAAGUGGUGGCACUUCAUCAAAGCACUGCUCCAGUGCCUGUGCCUCCCGUAAUGGAGGUGCUGUUGACCUUAUGGCUCUGCCUCCCCCAGGGAAUGAAGAGGAAGAUGAAGAGGUGGUGGAUGAAGGAGAGAAGUUGCAGCCGCCCCAACCUGCGAUUGCUGCCCCUCCUCCUGGGUUUAGGGACAACAGCUCGGAUGAAGACGACACAAAGAGAGGACGGAGGUCUCUGCCAAACCCUGUCUCUGCCCCUGUCCCCAGUUCAAGUACGGCAACCGGUGCUGCUGCCGCCAAGAGCGGUGUCAAGGCUAUUGCCACAGAAGCUGUACCGGCUCGAGAGGAUGUCCCAGUGACAUUGAUAGACAACGUGUCCACCAGGACAGUGCGAGACCAUGCCCAGGAGCUGGAUGAUGCUUUAGUGUCCACUCUACAGGCACUGGAGGCUCUUGCCGCGUCAGAGGACUUCCCACAUCACCACCAACCGCCAGCUCAGACCGCAGGGUUGAUCGUACUGGCAGCGAUUACACCGGAAUCAUCAUUGGACUCAGGACACGAGACCAACUCCUCAGAGUUAACAGACGUGUCAGAGAUGGUAUCGGCCAUGAAGCAGCACCAGAACCAGGCCUACCUGCUGGCCCACCAUAUCAACAAAGAUCAUAUCUUCAGUCGUAGGGACUUCCCAUUGGCCAUACCUGGCUGCACCACCCAGACUAUAGGGAGUGGUGCAUUCUCCAUGGGUCAGAUUCACGGUGGCUGCCCCCCAAAACAAGUGAUCCUCACUAAGACUGUUCCCCUAAAACUCAGAGCUAGUCAGGAGACUGCCAGUCAAGGUCCUAACCCAGUGGAACAAGGGAGUAACGUUACCCAAGACCAGACCCAGAGUGAGACGAGCAUGGAUGAGAACAAGGCAGCAAAACCAGAGCCCAGCAAAGUGUGCACAUCAGAUCUCCCAACAAAGUCAACAGAGGUGUUAAAAGUGUCUGCUCAAGGGCAGGCACCCCAUGAUGUAAAGGAUGAGAGGACACCCUGUUCUGAUGUUGUCAAAGUAAGCCCAAAUCCCAGUGCAGGGGUCAAAGUGAAGAAGUCUUCACUUCCAAGUCCAGAUCCUACCAACAAAGCCUUACCUAUUCUCUUGCCUGUAGACAGAACUGCCUCUGCCAAGAUUUGCCCCACAAACAUGUGCCAAGAUGCCGAGACUGCCUCUAGUGAGACCAUCAAGCCCUCAAGUGCUAAAGACCUCUUGCCUGUCGAUGACCUGUUCUGUACAUGCCCUGUAAGAGAACCUGGGCAACAACUAAGACUGAAGGAUCCACAGACCCAGAAGCUGGUGGUCUUCCACUCUUCCUCCCCAACCAAUGAUGAGCGUAAUCGGGCCAAAGGCCUCCAGCUAGCUAGCAGCAAAGACAACACAGCAAGAGCAGCAGGAGGUGGGGCAGACCCCAUUUUGACCAAGCCCAACCCCCAGUUGCCAUCCAAGACCCCACACAUGCCUGUGAAAGCUGAGAGAAAGGAUGCAGCCGAGGCCAAGACAGACAUUUCCCAGGGUAAAGCUCAUGCCGAGCCACAGAAAUGCCCCCUAAAGUCAUUACCCCUCCUGGGAGACCCCGCAAACCCUACCUGCACUGUGGAGAAAGUCUCCACUCUACCAGCUGCUGAAAACAAGAAGCAGGGAGGCACUAAAGGAAAGACCCAACGUAGUGCCCCAUUCCUGAGUAUCAAGAACCUUCUGUCAGCCACGUUCCCAGCUCGAAUGAGGCGGGAGACUGAUGAACGCCGAGCCCAGCUGCAGAAGGUCCGGCAGUAUGAACUUGAGUUUCUGGAAGAACUUUUAAAGCCCAAGUCUUCCGGGGGCGAGUACCUACCCCAGGGGUCUUCACCAGUCCCAUCAGGUACCCCUUGUGCAUGCCAGCUUCGUACAAGUCCAGUGCUAAAAGCCCCUGGAAUCUCUCGGGAGCAGCGCCGCAGCUGUGACUGCAAGAGAAUGUGCAGAGGAAUCCGACUCCCAGACACGCCAGUUGGCUCAACCGCAGAACCACAGCAGCAUAGAGGCAGAGAGAGAGCCCUCUCCAAGACACCUCCCGCAACCUCCAAAGUCCCUCAUGCCCAGGGAGGUCCAAGGAGACCUCAGACCUUAGAAAUCAAGACCACCCGGAUCCGCUCAUCCAGUCUAGAGUCACGAGAGCCCAGGGGGGAGCAAGCUUCUUGCUUGCCUACCUGCACCACUCGCACACCAGACUGCAUUGGCGCGCCACAGUACAAGAAGCUCCAAAGGCGGUAUAGCAUUGGGGAGGUGGACAACGCCGAAGGCACACCGCUGUAUGCUGAGGUCAAACCCAAAUCCAAGAGUCUGGAAAAAGAGAUGGAGCGUGUCAGGGCCACAGGACUCAGGCUUCCAACGCCCGUGGAGCCUGUUCACACUCAAACUCAUACAGCUGCUGCCGACGCAAAGGGAAAGAAAGGAGUGUUUUUCAUCCAGGGAGAAGAGUUGCUGCGGGAAAGCAGAGAGGGGGCUCCAACUGAAGUGCUUCUGGGACUGCCUAGCGAGGACGGAGAUGACAGGGAGAAGUGCUGCUCCUUCUGUUUCUGCUACAGGAAGUGUGAAGCUGCGGAUGAGAGCAGCGAGAAGGAGGAGCUCUCCUACUCCAUUCCCCUUCAGGUCUUGCCUGGGAUGCAGCUGGACUCUCGAAACGUCGUCAGCAAAACACUGCAGGUCCUGCACGCUGAGGGCUGCAGCGGGGAAGACGAAGAAGUGGAGGAAGAGGAGGAAGAGGAGGAGCCACAGACACAGGAGAUUGACCUCCGGGCCUGUGGGACACUGGAGGGGAGCUUGGCAAGGGUCCAGGCCCUGCAGGGGAAGACGUUCAGCCUCCCAGACGGUUUCCUCAAUGCCCAACUAGAUGCUAAUGAGCUGCUAGCCAUCCUGCGACAGUGCGCUAAUAGCCCACAGGCAGACAACGAAUCACGUCUACAGCCAUCCAGGAUUGCUGAGUACAAGCAGGAGCUGGCGGUGCACUUUAAAGAGUUCAGGGCAGCCUGUCGGCGGGUGGCAAGUGUUGAAAAGAGCCCCACACGGAUGCUGAGCGUUGUCACAGCCAGCUUCCUUGUGCUCUGCGAACUGACUCAGACCUUCAUCAAGCUGGUGAGAGGUGUGCGUUCAGAGUCCCAAAGGCUGCAGCUACUAAGAAAGGUAGAAGAGGUCGCUAUCAAUUACACUUUGUUAUUGCGUGCAGCUGAGGAAGCAAUGGGCCACUCCAGUAGCCUACCUAACAAGAGCGUGAGUCCCCAAGUCAUUACAACCACCAGUAACAUGGGUUCCCUCUCUCGUCCCAUUAAAACACUUUCCACCCAGUAGAGAUGGAAUCAAUGGAGUUAAUAAUGAUUAAUCAUAUAUGACAGUGGGGAGUGUGGGUGGGACCCCAUUCUCAUAGUCCAUUAGUUAUUUAUUGCUUACAUGUUUUUACUGGAUGUGACAUUAUCCAUUCUCAGCAAAAAUGGCAAUGCAACUGCUCCAUUCAACGUUUACAGGGACCGUGGAACCCGAGUGGGCUUGUAUUGCUCAAAGAUUGCAAGCACCCACACCUCUAAAACAAUGGGUGAAAAACAGGGCUAACCACUCCUUGUAAACUAUUGCAUUUAAAAAGGUCCUUCAUAUUGUUUUCUAUGUAUAUUUUGAGUUAUAUCUUUUAAGUAUAAAAUUCUGUGGAGAGUUAUAAAAUGUAAUAAAAUGUAUACAAUUACUGUACAUUGAUUAUAACAGAUAUAAAGAGUAAUACAUCUAUAAUAAAUCUUCAAAAAUGUUAAUGUGCUCUGGGCUAAAAUAACGCAGAGAAAACGUCAACGUAGCGAAUUCUGUGAAUUAAAUAGUCCAAAGCGUGGGUUAGAUGUUAAUGUGUUUGUUAAAUUUUCUAACUGUUGUCGCACAAAACAUAGUUUUCUGUCACAUUCACAGUUUUGGAAAUUGUACCUCAUUGAGAUUGGAAAUCCACACAUUCAAACUGGUUUGAUAGAAAGCAAACAUGGGGCCCAUUUACUCACCUGCAGAAGAAAUCUGGUAUGAAACAUCUAGUCAAGGCAUACUAUGUAGCAAAAACUCAGAAUGACUAGCAGCUAGCCAGUCUGCACAAGAAGAAUCUUCUUUUUGAAGUAAACAAAUGCAACUUCUGGCUGCAGUAUUAGGUGUAGUCAACAUCACAUUUUGUAAUCCUCGUUUGAAACAUACACAAUAAUCAGAAUCCAAAUCAAAUUGCCACCUCACAUCAAUGGAGUUUCACAUUAGUAAAGUUAGCCUUAGACUUUUGCACAACUUUCAGCAUCUGAUUCUGUUCACAUGUCAAUAGUAAGUACUGUGAAUGUGAUCCCAUGUUUUGUUUAUAUUCAGUAUACUCACCACUGGGCUAGAAAACAAUUCCACAUACAUCUCCAGUUUAAUGAAUGAUUUCAUCUUAUAAAGGAUCCAAGCUGCCAUAUUCUCCUCAAAAAUAAUGUUACAGAAUGUGUCACAAACGUUUCACUGAGUUGAUCAGUUUUGCUCUCUGUUCGCUGUUACCAAUACUGCAAUACAGGACAUACUGAAAAAUCACAUUCACAAAAAGUAGUUUUCUAUGUAUUUUAAUAAAACUAACCCCUUGUGUUCUGUCUGAAAACUUA